Messenger RNA from Mytilus trossulus (common blue mussel), 1009 nucleotides. Its product is annotated as heavy metal-binding protein HIP-like. The record is from RefSeq and is a predicted model, not a curated record. NCBI's taxonomy places the organism in Eukaryota, Metazoa, Mollusca, Bivalvia, Mytilida, Mytilidae. The transcript is spliced from 2 exons. Bases 65 to 793 code for a protein of 242 amino acids. Gene Ontology annotation, molecular function: protein binding.
AACAACAGACGUCGGUGAAGUACCUUAUCAGUUUCCAUACAGACUUAGCAAAGUGCUUAUUGAGAUGCUUUUUACAAUAGCUAUCCAGUUUUGUUGUUUUCUAUUUACCAUAGGUGCCAAAAUUGAAGACUGCAUCGGACAGCAAUGUUCAGAAGUUGCAUCUAUUCCGCUACUUGAUAAUAUGAAAGCUACAUUAAAAGCUGACAUAGACGUUGCCGAACUUAAUAAAGUUUUGCAAAAAUAUAUUCAUCAAGAAGUGACAAAAUCUGUCAAAGGAGCGAUCUUAAAUCAAAUGGAGGGAACUGUUGAUCAAAUAACCGAUAAUGUGACACUAAUAAUACAGUCUAAUGUUGAUGCUAAAAUUGACAAAUUUCAAGAUUGUCAGUGUUCUAACAGGGAGACAACACCAGCAUUUACAUCUGUUAGCACACAUGAUCAAAGCUAUUCAGCAAAUGUUUCUAUCAAGUUUGACAGAGUUGUAGUCAACAUUAAAGACGGCUACGAUCCAACGACAGGUAUUUUCACUGCACCUAGUAAAGGAGUGUAUCAUAUAUCGUCAACUGUGAUGAACGCAAAAGGACACAAACUGUGGGUUAGUCUUUACCUUAAUGACGUGCGGGUGUCAAGUAUUUGGUUAAAUCCUUCAAGUAACACUUUUGAAAUGGGUACAACAAAUAUGAUAUUGGAUCUGAAAGAAGGAGACAAAGUUUCUAUAAGGUCACGUGGUAAUUACACAGUUCACAGUAAUCAGGAUAUUUACAGCUCAUUCUCGGGCUAUCUGAUAAUGAAUUAAUGAAAAUUUUCCUGUUUUUGACUUUUAAGUUUUGUCUUUUUAUUGCUUAUUUAUAGAAGAAACGGAGAAUGUUUGUAUUCCACUUAAAGUAUUAUACGAAAUGUUCCAAAAAAUUUCAAGUCUUGGAUUAGCAUACAGCAUUGAAAAGACGUUACUGAGUUGUGAGAACUGUGUCUGAUACGUUUGGCAAUUUGAACAAUAAAAUAUGGUUAAACU